Rosa rugosa (rugosa rose) is the source of this 5578-nucleotide messenger RNA. RefSeq names its product disease resistance protein RUN1-like. Gene Ontology annotation, biological process: defense response; signal transduction. The transcript has 7 exons. The coding region runs from base 1571 to 4735 and encodes 1054 amino acids. Gene Ontology annotation, molecular function: protein binding; ADP binding. The record is from RefSeq and is a predicted model, not a curated record. Lineage: Eukaryota; Viridiplantae; Streptophyta; Magnoliopsida; Rosales; Rosaceae.
UAGUUCAUUGUAGGAGCUUAAAGGUUAGAAAUGUCAUUUUGCACCGAAUGAUAGGAAUGCUGAACCUCCACCUCAAUUUCAUAGAAGCAUUGCAGACCCAUCAACCAUGGUUGCAGUGCUUCAGCUGAGUCCUCUGGAAGUUUCAUAACCAAAAUGAACCCAAAUUCAUAUCCCAAAACGAACCCAAAUUCAUAGCCCACAAACCAAGACACCAAGUAAAGCAACUUCACUGUUACAUCACUAAGAAAGGCCUCAGUCACAGACCCUCUAAUGUCACCAAGCUCAUUAGCACAUGCGCCGAAACGGGCACCUUCGAAAGCUUAGACUAUGCCCGAAAAGCCUUCGACUUGUUCCUUGAAGAAGAAGAAACAAAGGGUGUAUUGGUCGUGUACAAUUCUCUGAUAAAAGGGUUAGUCUGGUGCUGGGCUUAGUGACGAGGCUAUUGGGCUCUAUGUUCAGAUGUUGCAUUGAGCGCGUGUUCGAAGACUGUGGCUUUCUCUGAAGGGGUUCAGCUCCAUGAGUGUUUUAUGGGAAUUAUUCUUUGAUUCGUUUCUAUGCAAUGUGGGGACUUAGAUUAUGCCCGGAAGGUGUUUGAUGAAAUGCUUGAGAGAAAUACUGUGUCGUGCACUAGUUUGAUUUGUGGUUAUAUGCCAAGGGAGGCUGUUUCUUUGUUUUUUCGAGAUGUUGGCUACCGGGAUUAAACCCAAUUCGGUGACUAUGGUGUGUCUCAUUUUUGCUUGCGCAAAGUUGAGGAUGUUGCGUUGAGUGAGAGGGUGUGUGCUUACAUUCGGGAGUCUGGACUGAAGAGUAAUAUGCUUAUGGUGAAGAGUAAUAUGCUUACAUUCGGGAGCUACUGAUGCUGCAAAGUGGCUUUUUGAUGAAUGUGUGGAUAAGAACUCGGUUCUUUACAAUACGAUUUUGUCAAAGUGGCUGGUGAAGCAGUUUCAGUGAUGGGUGAAAUGCUACAGCAGCCAUUCGAGCAAUGGCCAUGCAAGGAAAUGGGGAGCGAGCUCUAGAGCUUUUUGAUGACAUUGGGAAAGGGUGCAGAUUCUUGCCAACUCCAAAUAAGCUAGCUAGGUGAAAGUGUUUGCUGUUCCCCUUAGUUGUGCGACUUGUGCCUACAUUAUUUUCCUAGGUCCUUAUGUGCCAAUCCAUCGAAAAAUAUCAUAUGUUUCCUUGGAUUAAGCAAUCGUUUCUCAGAAACAGUUCCAUAGAUGACUGCAAUUUUGAAAAAGUGUUCUUCAGAAGGUCCAACUGCAUUUCUUUUCCAUUAAAGUGAUUAACAGUGGUGGUUGCUGAAUAUUUUUCAGCAGCAGUGAUCAAGUGGCAUGAUGCUGGGGCUUCCCUUAAGACGCUGCUGCAGGAUGGCUGCACAUCCAUCAGGCUUAACCAAGUUCCAAACCGAUCGGAAACGUGGUUUUUGACUCAAAAUAGCAGCCCCAGAUGGAAGAAGGGAAAGCAGAAGCUGCUUUGCAAGUGCUUCGUGAGUUGCAAGGAAGGCAGGCACUAGGAAGGCAACAUGCAACAGCACUCUAGGAAGGCAGAUCAAUAGGAAGGCAACAUUCAACAGAUGGAGCAAGGCAUAGCAAAGCAAAAUAUGGCUGCUCUGACCAAUGAAGCAGCUAGUUCUUCAUCUUCUUCUCUCCCACUUUCUUCUACUGACCAAAAUCAUUAUACAUACCAGGUUUUCCUGAGUUUUCGAGGGGAGGAUACACGCUUUAAUUUCACAGAUCAUCUGCACACCGCUUUGGAGGACAGGGGAAUUAAGACCUUCAUAGAUGAUGAGCUCAGAAGAGGAGAGGAAAUAUCCGCGGCUCUUGUCAGAGCAAUUGAGGAGUCCAGAGUUUCAAUCAUUGUCUUCUCUCAAAAUUAUGCUUCGUCAAGGUGGUGCUUAGAUGAGCUGGUCAAGAUUCUUGAAUGCAGAAAAUCCAAAGGACAGGAAGUUAGACCUGUAUUUUACAAGGUUGAUCCGGCAGAUGUACGACACCAAAGAGGUGCUUUCGGUGACGCAUUUGCUACGCUUGAUCAAUGCAAAUACAAAGACAACAUGGACAAAUGGAAGGCAGCUCUUAAGGAAGCAGCAGAUUUGUCUGGAUGGCCUUUCAAGGAUGGCGAGUCUGAGGCUAAAUUUAUCAGGAAGAUUGUUGGGGAGUUGUCCGCCCGAGUAGUAAACCCUUCAUGUGAGUUGCAAGUAGCUGCAUAUCCAAUUGGAUUAGAGUCUUGUAGACAAGCUGUCAAAAGUCUUUUAAAAGCCGAGGAAAAUAUUGUUCGCAUGGUAGGCAUAUGGGGGCCUGGUGGAAUAGGAAAGACCACAAUCGCGAAAGAUGUGUUUAAUUCAAUUAGCUAUAAGUUUGCAUGUAGUUGUUUCUUGGCAGAUGUUAGAUCAAAUGCCCUAGUCCAACUGCAAGAGACACUUUUAUUUGAUAUUUUAAGAGACUCAACUUUGAAGGUGAACAGUGUUCAUAAAGGAGUCGGUUUGAUAAAGACAAGGAUGCAAAAUAAAAAAGUUCUCUUAAUCCUUGAUGACGUGAGUCAUUCUAGCCAAUUACAGAACUUGGUUCCAUCCCCUAAUUGCUUUGGGCCGGGCAGUAGAAUUCUCAUAACAACAAGAGAUAAACGUUGGCUAAUUGCUCAUGAAGUUGAUGAAGUAUACGAGGUGAAGAUGUUAAAUGAUCAUCACGCUUUGGAGUUGUUUAGCUUGCAUGCAUUCAAAAGAAAUGGACCUCCAAGUGAUUAUCUGGAACUUGCACAACAUGUUAUAAGCUAUGCCCAAGGCCUUCCAUUAGCUUUGAUACUCUUAGGCUCUCAUCUAUUUCGUAGACGCAUAGAGGAGUGGAAAGCUACAAUAGGUAGUUUUAAAGGAGGUCCUCAGGCAGAGAUACAAGACGUUCUCACACUAAGUUAUGAUGCUCUAGGAGCAGAUUUAAAAGAACUAUUUCUUGAUAUUGCUUGCUUCUUUAAAGGUAAGCAUGUUGCCCGUGUGAAACCAAUACUAGAAGCUCUCUACGACCUCAAAACAAUGAUGAUUGGUAUUGCACAACUCCAAGAAAAGGCCUUGAUAAAAAUUGACAAAGAUGUGAUUUGGAUGCAUGACUUGAUAGAGGAAAUGGGUAAAGAUAUAGUGUAUCAAGAGUCACCUGGUGAGCCCGGAAAACGCAGUAGAGUGUGGAGUGAAGAAGAUGUCAACCACAUUCUAACAAAUAAUACAGGAACAAAGAAAGUUAUAGGCAUCCAGGUCUCGUGGCGAUCAUCUAUGAUAUUUUUGAAUGGUAAAAGCUUCUCACAGAUGAAGAAUCUUAGAUAUAUUUCUAUGAGCAAGGACCUGGAAUUGUUUGCCUCAAAAUCGUCUAAAAUCAGGUCCAAACAGGAAUAUGAAUCCUUUUCUGGAGACAUUGAUUAUCUCUCCAACCAGUUGAGGUGGCUUGAUUGGCCUGAUAGUCCGUUGCAAUCUUUUCCGUCUGAUUUUCAUGCAAACAAACUUGUAAACCUCAAUAUUCCUGACAGCCACAGAAUCACACGACUAUGGGAGGGACGUAAGAAUUUUUCAAAGCUAACACGUAUGAAUUUAAGGGGUUGUGAAUCCCUAACAGGACUGCCAUACUUCAGUGGAAUACCCAACUUGAAAGAGUUGGAUCUAGCAGAUUGUGAAAAUCUUAUAACAAUACCAUGCAAUGAGUUACAAAAUCUGGAGAUCCUAAAUGUGAGUAGAUGCUCAAAUCUUGUUACAUUUCAAACAAAAGCAAGUAUUUCACAUGAUCGUGACAGUGGCUCGCUAGCGCUUCCCAAGCUACUUGUACUGAAAAUCAAAGGAUGUAAUUUAUCAUCUGCUGAUUUCAUUGGGAGUCUUGACUGCUUGAAAACAUUAACCGAACUUGAUCUCUCAAGUAACAAUUUUGUUAGUGUUCCUGCACUCGGCAAAUUUGUCAACUUGCCAAGGAUCGACUUGAAUUGUUGCAAGAGACUUAGAGAGAUUCCAGAGCUUCCACCAAAUAUACUUGAGGUAAAUGCGAGGGAUUGCGAAUCACUGGAGAGAUUUUAUAUAUGGCCCAAAUCUUUGAAAAUGAUAGAGAUGGACUUGUGUAAUUGCCAUAGAUUUAGUUACAGUCUGGGAUAUGACAUGGAGAAGAUGGAAAAUAUUUUGCUGAAUAAUCAGAACAGCUCCCCAUUUACGCUUGUAUUACCCGGUAGUGAGGUUCCGAAGUGGUUCCAUAUUUCGAAGGAGGUUGCGGCUAAUGAAAAAGACCUGGCAUUGACAUGUGCAGUUUCUUUUGAAAUCCCAAGCAAAUUGAAUUGGGAGAACAUAGGACUGGCUCUUUGUUCUGUUUUAGUUGAGGAAACUUUUAGUAUUUUUAUUGACGAUCGAGCUGUUAUUUCCAUCAAUGAGGAACUCAUAGAUCAGAGAUCCAAUCGGCACAGUCCAACGCCAAUUGGCCAUAUGCGUCUGAAUUAUAUUCCAUUAUCUGAUGAAAUAAAGGGAAAGGUGGAUCAAAACGGUUGGUCGCAUUAUCACUGUCGAGUUCAAUUUUACCCUGUUGAUCAAAUGAAAAGCUGUGGAGUUCACCUCGUAUGCCAACCACCGAAUGAAUAUUCAAAUAAGAUUGUAAUGGCAGCUCCACCUGCCGAUGAGAGUGGUAUGCUAGACUGCCUUUCGUGGUUUUCAUUGCCGUCAAUUGAAGAUGAUUGUGAAUCACUGGACACAGACGUUGGCCUAGACAUAAGGCGUUGGCUUUCGUGAACCUGCUGAUUUCUUGAUAGCUGCUGUUGGACCAGCUGUUGUUCCUGCAAUCACUCCAGCUAUGGAGAAAACAAUACCUUUGGCUAUAUCUGAUUGCUUUCAGAUAAGAAUUUUGAUGAUCUGGCUUGUUCCUUUAUAAAGUUGGCUUUAGUUAUCUAAUUGAUGCUUGUGCUGCAGAAAGUAGUGGGAGAUAAAGCAGUUAAUCAAUUGGAAAAUCAGUUAACUCAAAACUUGAAGCUACUGUAUCCAGGAAAAUCGAGGCACGGUUUCAAACAUCGGGUAAACAAGCUCUUCAGGAUUCUCUUAAGUCUAGCAUGGAAGCUUCAGUGGUACCUGCCUUUGAGAAGUCAUGUAAAGCCAUGUUUGAGCAAGUAGAUGCCACAUUCCAGAAGGGAAUGGUUGAACAUGCAAUUGUGGCUCUGCAGCAUUUUGAGUCUGCACAUUCUCCGUUAGCCCAUGCUUUAAGGGUGUGUAUGCUUGUACUCUGUCCAUCUUCUUCUCUUUUACUAAUUUAUUUAUUGACAAAGUUUCUUCACUUAUGCUUUCAAGAACUAUAAUGUUUGGGGUCUUUGAUUCUUAUGAGAAAAAGCGGAAUGAAGAUUGGUAGCUCGUUAAGAAUUAUUAUCUGCUCACAAUGACUGCAGAACUUCUUGUGGGGUGCACUAGUAUUUAUGUAACUGGUCUAUUUUGAGGUGCAUUAGCUAAAGCAAAUUUCAUUGAGAUGUGUUCUUUUAGAGUGGUUCAAAGCAACAACUUGAAACGAUGCUGCUCUUUUAACUUCAAGUUUCAAAUUGUCAGAAUCCAGAUUUUUAUGAGUAUUCCUUCCUUUUCAAGAUAUUCCAA